AUGAGGGCUUUCGAGUUGACAUUGGGGUUUUCUCAGUCGCAGUUGUCUACCCUGGCGACCGUGUCUACUAUGUCGCGCAUGGGUUGCUGUUUAAUUUGGGGGUUGCUGGCAGAUAAGUACAAAUCAAAUCAUGUCCUCGCAGCAGGUCUGUUAGUGAUGGGUAUGGCUUCGAUUAUUCUAAGUUCGGCGUCGCAGUAUAGAUCGAUUGUAUUCCUGCGCUUCUUACACGGCUUUGGCUUUGCUUGCGUCUAUCCCGUGCAACAGAAAAUCGUUGCGGAUUCAAAGGAAACAAAGAAACCAGAGGGAGCACCGGGAAAACCAGGAUCAGCGGGGUCAUCAGGUUCAGACGGAUCCACCGAAACAAAUGAUUCGAGAGAAUCAACGGAUGGAAAAAGGUACGUAUGGAUAUUGUUCGGUAUUUCCAUUGUAUUCGGAAUGGAAGGUCAGAAAUGCUCAUCUUCUAAUGCUACACAGGAUGUUCCACAGACGGGUGGUGGUGGUGAAAACAAACCAUUUUACGACUUACUAGCAGAUGCAGCCAAUGCGGUUUUUACGGGGGCAACAACAUGCCUAUUAAUAUUUACUUUGUUCAUCGCAGAAGCUCCAAUGUGUGCAUUUAAUUAUAUGACCAUAUACCUCCAAUAUUUGGGAGUAUCCGACACAAUGGCAGGAGUUGCCAUUGCGAUUACAUUGAUUGGCGGCGCAGUGGGAAGCGCAGCUGGUGGGAAAAUUAUAAAGAUAAUUGGAAAAUCAUUUGACGGCUAUGGUGAACUCAUUUCCGGAGGUGUAGUCAUGGUCGUCCGAAUAGUUGUGUCUCUAUUAUUCUUCUUAGGUGAGGCACCAUGUGGGAGGUUACUUUGGUAUCAUUACAUAGAGUUGGCAACGCUUGGUGGAACCUUGGUAACGAUAGGUGGUGUAGAUAGGGAACUUAUGAAGAAAGCAAUCAAAGAUGAGUACCAGGGUACAGCGGCUGCCAUGAUUCGAACCAUAUCCGGCAUCGCAAGUAGUGUGAUUCUCUUCCAGGUUUCUGCAUAUUUGACCGAGAAGGUGUUUGGCUACGUUCCCUCUAGGGAGUCUUUUGAAACCAUGGCUGCAGAAGUUAAAGAACGCAACGCCGAAGCGCUGAGGAAAUCAAUGAUGUACAUUAUUUUGGCUGGCACAUUACUCAACGUGGUUUGCUAUAUUGCGUUGGUUUUUACGUUUCCGGGAGAUAGGGAUAAAAUUAAGAACGGAAAUGGUCAGGCACAAUAG
Babesia ovata is the source of this 1251-nucleotide messenger RNA. Its product is annotated as major facilitator superfamily member protein. The transcript has 3 exons. The record is from RefSeq and is a predicted model, not a curated record. Lineage: Eukaryota; Apicomplexa; Aconoidasida; Piroplasmida; Babesiidae. Gene Ontology annotation, cellular component: membrane. The coding region runs from base 1 to 1251 and encodes 416 amino acids. Gene Ontology annotation, biological process: transmembrane transport. Gene Ontology annotation, molecular function: transmembrane transporter activity.